Molecule: messenger RNA, 2492 nt
Organism: Leucoraja erinaceus (little skate)
Lineage: Eukaryota; Metazoa; Chordata; Chondrichthyes; Rajiformes; Rajidae
Product: claudin-3-like
Exons: 1
Coding region: 1076-1747 (223 amino acids)
Biological process (GO): cell adhesion; bicellular tight junction assembly
Cellular component (GO): plasma membrane; bicellular tight junction
Molecular function (GO): structural molecule activity
Source: RefSeq, a predicted model, not a curated record
ACCUGCCUGUGUUUGGUCCAUAUCCCUCUAAACCUGUCCUAUCCAUGAACCUGUCUACCUACCUGAGUACGGUAUUUACUGACCUGCUAUAUUUCUGUAAGUAAGAAUUUCAUUGUUCCUUUUCCGUUACAUAUGACAAUUAAACACUCAAGUCUCCUGACUCUUGGGGUGUGAUUUUUAUUUAACUUAUAUAAGACAGGCCAAUAAAUAUGCGGGGCGACUGGAGGCAAAUUGACGCCAACUUUGAACAAAAUAUUUCCAAUUUUGCCGCCUAUUUGUCGACUUCCAUUUCUUUAACAUUAGAGAAAUUUGAUGUGAACGGUUCUAUUACAAUUUCAAUGACUAUGAAGGUGUUGUAUAAUGAACACGCUGCACUUGGUCCAAAUAGAUUGUCAGGAAGAUUUCAUCUGGCUAUACCAUGAUAUAUUAGCAUCUGUCCUUUAGCAGCCUAGUUAUAAGAACUCUUCAUUGCUUUGGUAAGGUAUUUAUUAUUUCCCUGUUUCUUUGUUCUCUCUCUCUCUCUCCACUAUCUCACAGUGGAAAUCCAUCCUUUGAUAUCUGAGACAGGUACAGUUCUACAAACUGCUGGCCAUCGUUCAGCUUUCCUUUGCACACAGAGGUCCUGGCACGGCACAUCACAGUGCCUUUUUAAAAAAAAAAUCUCUUCAGGUGCAUUGCCUGUUAUCCUUUGAUCUGCUCAUUAGCUCUAACCAGGAAUGAGCAGAUGUGACCCAGGUGACUGCGUCGUUGGAUCGGACAGAAUACUGGAACCGAGAGAAAGAGGUCCAAGAGAGAAGAAAGGAAACAGAAGAUAAUAGACUGCAAGCAAGCAAGCAAGGCCGACUGAGACACUAAGCAGGGCGAAAGAAGCAGAUAGUCCGACAGGCAAAAGAAGUCGUGUGUUUAGAGGCAGAGUGAGACACGUCAAUAAGAAAAGACGCGGAAAGAGAGACAAAGGAAAACCAUGGAGUGACAGAGACGGAAACAUUGAAUGAAAGCAGCAGACGGAAGAGAGAGUGAGAGAGACAGGGACAGAGACUGGUCGUAAGAGACAAGAGGAGGAAUUGGAAAGACAAUGGGCAGCACUGGUGUGGAGUUUCUAGGCUUCCUCAUUGGGAUAAUUGGAUGGAUUUGUGCCUGUGCGGUUACGGGAAUGCCUCAGUGGAAGAUCACACCGUUCAUCGGGAGCACCAUCCUGAACACAGAGGUAACGUGGGAAGGCAUUUGGAUGACCUGUGUCUACCAGCAGACGUCGGGCAGGUUGGUGUGCGAUUCCUACGACUCUGUGCUUGACCUGACCGGCGACAUGCAGUUGGCGAGAGCCUUCAUGUGCCUGGCCAUCUCCUCCGGGCUUGUCGCCAUCAUGGUGGCCACGGUGGGAAUGAAGUGCACCUACGGCGCUGGGAACGACCGCAGAGCAAAGGGUUACAUAGUCACGGUUGGGGGCUCCUUUUUCAUCCUGGCCGGGCUGUGCGUUCUGGUCCCCGUGUCCUGGGUCGCACACAACAUCAUCAGGGACUUUUACAACCCACUGCUGCCGGAGAACCUGAAGUGGGAGCUGGGAGAUGCGCUGUACGUGGGCUGGUCAGCAAGCUGUUUCCUCGGCAUCGGAGGAGCCUUCCUCUGUUGCUCUUUGCCAACGGACAACGAUGGCAGGCAAGGCCCCCGCAACUGUUACACUUCCAAUCACCCUUCACUGCACACUCAGAAUGUUACAUCUGACUACCCACUGAAGGAAUACGUCUGAGUUCUCUCCCUCCCCCCCGAGCUUUCCUAGUUUGUAUUGAAGGUUUUUGCAAUUGUUUUUGCUACUCUAUCACGCUUGAAGACUGCAACAAUCAUGUUCAGGAAUAGCUACUUCCCCACAGCCAAUUAAACUUGGCUCGGACAAAACUCUGAAAAUUAAUAGCCCAUUAUCUGUUAUCUGCACUUUUAUCAGUUUAUUUAUUCAUGUGUGUAUUUACGUAUAUAUUGGUAUAUGGACACGCUGAUCUGUUUUGUAGGCAAUGCCUACUAUGUUCUGUUGUGCUGAAGCAAAGCAAGAAUUUCAUUGUCCUAUCAGGGACACGUGACAAUAAACUCUCUUGACUUGUCUUGUCUUGUCUAAACUGUGCUAUGGAUCAGACUGUAUAAUGAUAAUGCUGCUGUCAAUAAACUAGCAUCUCUAUCGGUGACAGAGUGGUGUACCUUUUAUACCUAUAACUAUGUAUAGGACUCGCCCGGUUUCCAUCUUGGCUACGAUAUUAAUUUGUUCAUUAGCAUUGACCUCAGCCUGGGAUGGAUAGUGAAAAUGGGAAUGUCACAACCACCCUGAAUUUAAUGAAGGCAAUAGGACUCUAGAUGGAAUCGUUGAGUGAGAGUAGAUUCAGUGGUGGUCUUUUCUGUGUUUAAUUUAGUUUAGCUCAGAGAUACAGCGUGGAAACAGGUCCUUCGGCCCAUCAAUUGACCCAUGGUGUUACUCCAGCAUUUUGUGUCUGACUCGUGGUAAGGAA